AUGCCUCGCAUGAACAGCUUUUCACCGGAUCCAACCUGUUUCGAGAUAAGUACAUCCAAAAGGGCGGAUGAUUGCUGCUUGAUACCAAAACCUUAUGAUAACCAGCAAGUUUCAGACUGUCUACUGUCAAUGGGAAAUCCUACUGACGCCACAGAAAAGUAUAAGUGCCUCGUGGCAUGCAUUGCCAAGAAGUUGAAUGUCUACAAGGAUAACAACCUAGACAGGGAAGCUGCCCUGCGGUUGUUUAAUUUGAAAAUUGGAUCAAAUCCAAAUUUUGCACCCAUAAUCGGUAGCACAUUUGACCAGUGCUAUAGACAAUUGUCGGUGAACAUGGCUUACGAACAGUCAAAUCCGCCGAAUUGCAGUGCCCUGCCCAUGCUGUUGUUGAACUGUCUGCAGUCAAGUUUGUUUCUGAACUGUCCCACCGGAGUUUGGAAAGUAGGAUCAGAAUGCGAUGAACUUAAACGAAAGCUUACCAAGGGUUGUCCCUUUGUAGCAAUUUCAUGA
Messenger RNA from Ochlerotatus camptorhynchus, 507 nucleotides. Its product is annotated as general odorant-binding protein 67-like. Lineage: Eukaryota; Metazoa; Arthropoda; Insecta; Diptera; Culicidae. Gene Ontology annotation, molecular function: odorant binding. The transcript is spliced from 4 exons. Bases 1 to 507 code for a protein of 168 amino acids. The record is from RefSeq and is a predicted model, not a curated record.